UAAAAUAAUGCAACAAAAUUAAUUUCUUUUAAGGAAACAUUUGCCAUUGGUUGAACCCACGGAAGUGACGGUCCAUGUGUGAAUUUUUACAGUUCCCUCUUCUCAGCAGUCUCCACACUGAAAGGAACAUUGGCUGCCAGACAGGCACACUUGCGACCAUGAUGCAGAAGCUUUACCUUCUAGGUUUCCUCACGUCCUUCCUGAUCAGUGCAACAGACACUCAACCCACCCAUGGAUCUCUGAAGCCUCCGAAGGUCCAAUUUCAGUCCAGAAACUUCCACAACAUUUUGCGCUGGCAGCCAGGAAGUGCCCUCACCGGCAAUGGCAGUGUCUACUUUGUGCAGUACAAAAUGUACGGACAGAGAGAAUGGAAAAAUAAAACGGACUGCUGGGGAACCACAGAGCUCUUUUGUGACCUGACCAAUGAAACCUUAGACCUGUACGAGCCAUACUAUGGGAGGGUGAUGACAGCCUGGGCGGGGAGCUACUCUGCCUGGAGCAGGACACCCCGCUUCACCCCGUGGUGGGAAACAAAGCUGGACCCUCCAUUUGUGACUACAAUCCAAGUUAACACAUCAUUGCUGGUGCUUCUCCGUGCCCCAGAGUUGCCAUAUAGAAAUCAAACUGGAAAAAAUACAUCUAUGGAAAAUUACUAUGACUUGGUAUACCGAGUUUUCAUAACUGACAAUUCACUAGGAAAGGAGCAAACGGCCUAUGAAGGGACUCAGAGAACUGUUCAAAUUGAAGGUCUGACAGCUCGUUCUGGUUACUGCGUAGUGGCUGAAAUAUAUCAGCCCAUGUUAGGCAGAAAAAGCCCGAGAAGUGAGCAGAGAUGUGUGCAGAUUCCAUGAGCUGGUCUGAGGCACCCUGCAGUGUGGAACCCAAAGGCAUACUGAGGAUGGAAUGGCUCCUGCCUGCAACAGCUUGCUGACCUUCUGUUUCUAUUUUCUCAGAGCAAUGUCUAUCAACACCUUCCAAGGGUUUAUUUGUCAAUACUUUCUUUUCUGUUUCAGUUAUAAAGUAAAUUUGAACAGAUUCAAAAAUCAGAAUUUAAAGAAGAGGUAAAGAAUAAAGAGCUUGUGAUGGCACCCGUCUUUAAUCCCAGCAUUGGAGAGGCAGAGGCAGGCAGAUCUCUGACUUUGAGACCAGCCUGGUCUACGUAGAGAAUUCCAAGAUAGCCAGGGCUACAUAGUGAGACCCUGCCUCAAUAAAAUAAUAUGGUAAGAUAAAGAUCUUCUUUAAAACACAGAAGUUUAUUUCUGAAUACAACAACCCUAACAAUAAUUUUUUUAUUUCUGUUAAAACCACAAAAUAAGAAUCAAGGAAUAUCAGGCAUUUAAUAAAAUUUUGGAAUACUUUUAAAUCAUUAUAAACAAGCAAUCCUGCAUCAAUAUUUUGCUUUGCUUUUGUCAGAGAUACACUGAUUUAAUAU
Messenger RNA from Mesocricetus auratus (golden hamster), 1432 nucleotides. It is a transcript of the gene Il22ra2, whose product is annotated as interleukin 22 receptor subunit alpha 2. The coding region runs from base 75 to 851 and encodes 258 amino acids. The record is from RefSeq and is a predicted model, not a curated record. NCBI's taxonomy places the organism in Eukaryota, Metazoa, Chordata, Mammalia, Rodentia, Cricetidae. Gene Ontology annotation, molecular function: interleukin-22 receptor activity; protein binding. The transcript is spliced from 5 exons.